AUGUGGGCCGCCAUUGAAGCCAUUUUCAAACACGUGUCUCAAACGGAUUCAUUUGCCACGGGAUCUACUCCUACUGGUGCUGAUGAGCAGUUCUCGUUUAUUUUGCUCGGCAUUACGGGCGAUCUAUCGAGAAAGAAAUUAAUGCCAACCCUAUUUUCACUAUAUCGACAAAAUCUAUUGCCACGAAAUAUUAAUAUCAUUGGAUACGCGAGGUCUAAGACUUCAGUGGAUGACAUCCGAAAGUCUGUCGACCCUUAUGUGGCCCUUAAGGACAAUGAAGAGAGAGCCCAAUACGAGAACUUCUGGAAACUUAAUUCAUAUUUUCACGGAAACACAGAUAAAGCCAGUGAUUAUGUGGCUGUUGAAGAGCACCUGAAAAUGUUAGAGACGGGAAAGGGAGCUGCGAAUAGGCUCUUCUAUUUAGCCCUUCCGCCUACUGUUUAUGCGGCCACCGCUUCGGCUCUACAUUCAGCCCUUAUGUCGCAAACGGGUUGGAAUCGACUCAUAAUAGAGAAGCCUUUCGGUCGCGACAGUGAGAGCUCUAACACAUUGUCCGAAGAAUUGUCAAAAUUGUUUACAGAGGACCAGAUCUAUCGCAUUGACCACUAUAAUCCGUUUCUUUACCAUGUCUUAAACGAAAGUAACUCCAAACAUUGCAGCUCUAUGAGAAGUUUCUCGGCAAACCGUGAGUCCGAAGGGGCGUUCGGCAUUAUUCGCGAUGUCGUCCAAAAUCAUUUGCUACAAGUGCUGUGUUUAGUGGCAAUGGAUAGACCGGAUACUAAUGACGCCGAGAAGAUCAGGGAUGAGAAGGUGAAAUUAUUAAAACAAAUGGAAAUUUUGGAUUUAAAAGAUGUGGUUUUGGGUCAAUACGUGGGUAAAGCUAAAGGUAGUGGUGAAUCACUGCUCGGAUACCUGGAUGACAAGGGAGUGCCUAAAGACUCAACUGCGGCCACGUUUUCAUUAGUAGUUCUGCACAUUAAUAACGAGCGCUGGAAAGGCGUCCCAUUUUUCAUACGAUCGGGAAAAGCAUUGAAUGAAAGUCGGGUUGAGGUUAGGAUCCAGUUUAAGGGCUACGAUAAUGACCUCUUUGAUGGUCAGUCCAAACACAAUGAGAUUAUAAUAAGACUUCAGCCAAACGAAGCCAUAUAUCAGAGACUCAAUAUUAAGAGACCGGGGAUGGGGUUCACGGUCCAGGAAACUGAACUAGACUUGACUUACGCGACCAGAUAUCACGUGAGAGCACCCGCACUAUUGCCGCAAACAUCUGAUUGUUUAAAGGCUGAGUUGCCGGACGCCUACGAGCGCCUACUUAUGGAUGUCUUCGAGGGCUCGCAAAUCAAUUUUGUGCGGACAGACGAGUUAAGAGAGGCCUGGCGUGUGUUUACACCCGCCCUCAACCACAUCGAUAACCAUAAGAUACAGCCCUUUCAGUACGAGUUCGGCUCUCAUGGACCUAAAGAGGCCGACGCUCUACAGGCCAGGUAUGGCCACAAACGCAGGAAUAACUGA
Molecule: messenger RNA, 1509 nt
Organism: Oppiella nova
Lineage: Eukaryota; Metazoa; Arthropoda; Arachnida; Sarcoptiformes; Oppiidae
Source: the annotation of a GenBank genome assembly